AUAGAAUAAACAAUGGCUGGGUGUCAAUUGAGGGAAGAGAAAAACGUUGUUGUUGCUGAAUUCGAUAUGAAACCCAAAUUACCGAACCUGAACCGCCGCGGUCGUUGGAGAGCCGGGCGGGGUAGGACGGUAACAGAAAGAUUUACUUCAGUCGGUGUAGGAUUCCUCGCUCCCUGUACGGCGAGGAGAGGACUUUGAGAGAGAAUAAAUGAAGUUGUAUAAAAAGAAUAAGAGAGGAAAGAGGAGUUGGGAACGGCAGGAGAGAGAGGGUCCUGUCAGGGAGGUUCACCGCGCACGGAUGACCACUCGAGGGUCAACAGACGAAGAUCUGUGUUUCUUUCCUGAUCAGUAAUGAUGGCACUGGGGGUCUCUGGCGUCGCACAAAUGGACGACUACAGAGAGAUAUUUGCGAGUAGUUGCAGGAACGAUCUGUGCUUUUUUUGCGGGCUGUGUGCUUGAAAUUGUGGAAACGUUCA
Messenger RNA from Serpula lacrymans var. lacrymans S7.9, 476 nucleotides. RefSeq lists its product as uncharacterized. NCBI's taxonomy places the organism in Eukaryota, Fungi, Basidiomycota, Agaricomycetes, Boletales, Serpulaceae. The record is from RefSeq and is a predicted model, not a curated record. The transcript is spliced from 3 exons. The coding region runs from base 13 to 198 and encodes 61 amino acids.